This is a messenger RNA of Lycium barbarum (goji berry), 6075 nucleotides long. RefSeq lists its product as uncharacterized. Gene Ontology annotation, molecular function: nucleic acid binding; zinc ion binding. The record is from RefSeq and is a predicted model, not a curated record. The coding region runs from base 904 to 2433 and encodes 509 amino acids. NCBI's taxonomy places the organism in Eukaryota, Viridiplantae, Streptophyta, Magnoliopsida, Solanales, Solanaceae. The transcript is spliced from 5 exons.
UGUCCAUCAGAAUCCGCGUUUGAAAUCGUCGCUUUUUCAUUCAAUAGAAUUGAAUUCCUUAAGUAUGCUUUGAUGAAAAAUUAUGAAUUUUUUUUCCAAAUUGCUUACGAAGUUAUGGAAUGUCCUAGAACCUUUGUAGGUGACCCCAUAAGCUUAAAAAUAUGUAAUUUGAGCCCACCGCUUCAUUGGUUCCGAGGUGGGCCCACUAUUUCCAAUUUUACCCUUUAUGUGUCUAUGACUUGUCUUCGAGCGUUUUCGUUAGAGAUACUCUAACUACUCCUUUAUCUACUAAAUAAAAAUUAUUUUAAAUAUUUCAUUAAGUCUUAUAAAUUGUUUUGAAUCUUGAAAACGAUCUCGGAUAGAUUAUGCCUCCGUAACCCGUUAUGACAUCUAAAUUUACUUACUAUGUUUCCGUCCGAUUUCAUUGAUUUGAUUUGACAUUCGAUAUGCCUCAUUGAGUCUCUGGAAAUAUAUAUAUGGUAUUUUUAGUGCAUUUAGUUUCUCACUACUCCGUUCGUGGAUGCCUCAAUGUUUCCCCCACUGAGCCCGGGCCAGGAUAUGUUGUCAAGCGUGAUCCUUUGCAUUGUUCGCCGUGCCUCGAUGUGAGGGGGCAGGUAUAUGCGUACAUGGGUUUGUGGAGUAUGCUGUGCCAUGUACGCUUGUUCUGAUAUGAUUUGUUAUGGCCAUCUGAUAUGACAUAUUAUGUUACGGGGUUAUGCCCCUGUUCUGAUUCUUCUGUGUUGUGGCACCAGCGUCGGGAGGGUGGCCACGUUCUGUCUGCCGAGUCCCUUGGCAGGGGCCGGAUUUGAUGUGACGUACCGACGACAGGUUUGCUGAUCCGUCCGCUUAGGAUCUUAUUCUCCUAUUUUGGAGCGCUCUCUUAUCCAGAGCCCAUCUUUUGUGAUGCCUCCGAAAAAGGCGACGGCUGCCCAGAAGAAAAAGGGCGUGGUAGGAGAGACCAGCCGGGCUCAGAAGGGUACUCGGACCCUUGCUCAGAUGAUGCGUGAUAUUGCGUCCCGGCCAGCAGACUCUGCUACGUCUUCAUCAUCAGAGGAGUCUGGGGCAGCUCCACCAGUAGCUCCAGAGGUUCCAGUACCUGAGCCUCCAGCUCCACAGCCAGGGGCUGAGGAUCGGGCUAUGAGAGAUGCGGUCCAAUUGUUGACCAGACUGGUAGCAGGGCAGGUUCAUAGGCACGGACUUGGGGAUGGUCGUGCAGACAGACGUGACAGUUCGAGAGCUCGUGAGUUCCUGACCUGUAAUCCUCCAGAGUUCUUCGGGACAAAGCCCGAGGAGGAUCCUGAGGAGUUUAUCAGGAAGAUGCGGCGCACUUUGCAUUUGAUUAAUGCUUCCGCGACAGAGUCAGUCACGUUAGCUUCGUACCGGUUGUAUGAUGUAGCGGCUAAUUGGUACGAGUCAUGGGAGUUAUCCAGAGGUGACGGCGCUCCCCCAGCAGUUUGGGAUGAUUUUUCUCAGGCCUUUCUUAGCCAUUUUCUGCCUCCGGAGUUACGGCGGGCCAGGGCUGACAGAUUCUUAUUGCUGAGACAGAGGGGCUGCAGUGUUCGAGAGUACAGUAUGGAGUUCGACUCAUUGGCCCGAUAUGCACCUGCUGUGGUAGCUACUAUGGCUGACAGGAUGCACAGGUAUAUUAUGGGGCUGGACCGUUAUUUUGUCGACAGUUGCUUGGUAUUGGCCGCUCAGCCCGAUAUGGAUAUUGCCCGGAUUCAGGCGCACGCUCAGGGCAUGGAGGACCGGCACAGGGGUCAUCAGCCCGUUAGGAGUCAGGAUCGGAGACAGCCCAAGAGGGCCAGAUCAUCUGGGUAUUUUGAGGAAUUUCGGAGUGGGCAGCCUCAGCAGCAGCAGCAGUCUAGCAGGCAUUCUUCCCAGCCGGCACAGAGCACACCUCCGCAGUUCUCAGGCAGGAGAUUUGAUAGCCCAGGGUAUUUAGGAGCAGGCCAGAGCUCCGGGGUUUCAGGUUCGCGGGUAGACAGGAGUUCCGGUCAGACGAGGCCACCCAGGCCUCAGUGUUCUUAUUGUGGGAGAUACCACCUUGGAGAGUGCUACCGUGCUACAGGUGCUUGUUAUUCUUGUGGCCGUCAGGGCCAUACUGUGAGAGAGUGUCCGUAUAAGGGUAAUUUGGGAGGUGCAGCGCAGCCUACCGGAUUAGUCGCUGGGUCAUCGUCUCCUUCGAUAGCCAUGCGCCCUGCGGGGCAGGGUACGUCGACAUCAGCAAGCCGCGGCAGAGGUCGUGGCGGGGCUCCCAGUUCAAGCGGUCCUUCGAACCGCAUCUAUGCCUUGACUAGUCGACAGGACCCGGAGGCGCUACCAAACGCGGAUACAGGUAUACUAAUGUCUUUUUCGAAAUAUAAGUGUAUUAACAGAUUUAGCCUCUACUAUGUGAUAUAUUUUCCCCAAAAUGCUUACAAGACCCUAUAAGAUUAAUUUAACAUUCGAGGACGAAUGUUCUAAAGGGGGGGAGGAUGUUACAUCCCGUAUUUUUGAACGUCGGAUUAAUUGUAAGUUGAGGUGGGGCCCACACGUCAAGAUUUUUUUUGGGACAUGUGACAAAUUAUAUGAAUCACAUAUGUGAAGUUAAACACAACUCAAGAAGGACCCUUGGGCCAAAUCAAAGUGGAAGUCCUCCAAACGAAUAUUUUUAAGAAAACGUUUUCGGGUGACCUGACUUUGGGGGGCCAAAACGGUAUUAUAUGUUUGGAAUUUGGAAAAAUACCAAGAAGUAAAAGUUGUAGAUAAUUGAAUUAUCUUUCCAUCCAUAGGUCGUGGGUUCCCAGGUGACGUCGGUACAAGGAGAUAUGAACGUUUUAAGGCAGAAAGGUCAGUGGGCUAGGCCCAAUCCGAGCCCAACCGGGUUAGGCCCAUUACCCAUGUCCUUAUAAGUGCCAAUUUCGGCCUUCUUCAUCAUUUUAACACCAGGAACAACCAGAAAAUUCUGGAAAAAGAGAGAGGAGCUUUGGAGAGAAAAAAAAACAAUUUUGACCAAAAUCCGAGCCCCGAAUCCCGAAGCCCAUGAAGGGAAAAGUGUUGUACGCUACGUUGUCUUCAAUUUGAGCUAAAAAUCAACCAAAGAGGAGAGUGAUGACGUGGUGGCUGCCUACUUAUGGUUUUGGACGAAACGGGAUUUGAGUUUUGGCAAGCGUAAAGGGCAAGAAAGGUACCGACGACAGGUUUGCUGAUCCGUCCGCUUAGGAUCUUAUUCUCCUAUUUUGGAGCGCUCUCUUAUCCAGAGCCCAUCUUUUGGUAUAGUCUGUCACUACUGUAUAUAUAUAUUCUCGUUCAUGGGUACAGCGGGGCCCUGUCCCGUCAUAUGAUUAUGUCGGUCUGUUUAGAGGUCUGUGGACAUGUUUGUGGGUUAGGGUCUUUCUGUAUGGAUGUAUGUACAUGUCGUUUGGGCGAUCCCAUACGCCGAGGCGGCCGGUCCGCGUAUGUUUAUAUAUUGCUUGGUUAGCCCUGUGUGGCUUUUGUUGGUAUUUUCUGCGUGCAGGGUAUAUUGGAUAGUCCGUAAAACAAAGGAAACUCUGUCGAAAUUUUUCUGGAAAUUACCUAAAUUUGAAAUAAAGCCUUGUCGGCUUCCGCCAUAUACUAGAAUGAGUUGAUAGAAUUUGAGAUAAUAUUUGAUAGAUGGGUUCGGGUGCCCAGAUCGGGCACUAGUCACGGCCGACGGGGUUGGGUCGUGACACAACAUCCCCUUGACAUAAACUGUUUUAGUUAUAGCAUAUUUGUAAUCUCCUUGUAUAUGUUUCUAGCUCCGCCACUAAUCACUGACACAAGUUCGAACUCUAUAGAAUUUUCCAUGGUUGACUUGUUGAAUAAACCAGGAGCAAUAUAGAAAGCAAAGAGAUCUGAUGGGUGGGAUAUUUGAGGCCAUGAUUGAUCAAGGACUGCAAAUUUUGCUGGUUACAAUCCCAAAGAAAGAAAGGAUUUUUGGCAAGUUUUGCUGAAGUUGAAAUGAAUGAUGAAGAAGAUGCCAAAAUGCCUCUUUCCUGCCUUGCUUAUGGUAUGUUAUGUGCAUUUUCUACUAUAUAGUAAAAGUCACUUUCUUUCGAUGUCAUGUUGCUUGGUCCUGUCUAACUUCUAAGGUGUUCUAUGUAAGCAACUGUCAACUUUUUUUCCAAUUUAAAGUGAAGAUGCAUCCUGGCCUUCUUGUCAAUAUCAAUAUAUAUCAGUAUCAAUGAAGAAGAAGCCGGUUGCAAUUUAAAUUGUAAUUAUUUUAUAAAAUAAUACAGUUGAUAGUGUCGGCCAAAGAUCCUUUAUAUACAUGUUGUCUGCAUUCCAGGCCUUUAACAUUGUUAUCUUGAUCUCUUUUGUUUGCUUCACUACAAAAUAAAUAUUGAUGGUUGAUAGCAACCACAAUUUGUUAUUAUUGUUUGGCUAUUUGUUAUUCAACAUUAUUUGUCACCCUUGGACCAUCCUAGUGUGAUACAUUAUCUGUCAUCCUAGGAUCGCCCUAGUGUGCUGGGAUUCUUGUCUGAAACUCUGGAAAGGACCCAUGAGGAUGGCACCAGGCUCGUGGGGCUUGCCUCUGUUGGGAAACCUCCCCUUUCUUGACCGACAACUUCAUUCUUACUUUUCGAGCUUGACUCAGACACAACUUCAUUCUUACUUUUCGAGCUUGGCUCAGACAUUCUUUGAUGGACUAAUAAUAUUUCAUUAACAAAGGGCAAAAAAAUGUUGUUCUGUUCUUAGUUGCAAUUGCUUCUUUUUAAAAAAAUAAUAAUAAAAAAAAAUUCUAUACUCUUCCUCCAACGUAUGUUAGUACUUGACAUACAAAUGCUAAAAUAAAUGUUGUGAGACUGUACUCAAUGGGGAGAUGGAGUUCCAAGAAUGGGGUUGCACUCACAGAAAUUGACAGCGUUUAGCUCAAAGCUUGAUGAUAUAGUUGGCAUGAUUGGGAAGUCAUCUUAGCGCGGAAACAAAGUUGUAUAUCCAAUAUAAGUGUAAGUUUUUGGUAUUUAUAGUUUUUUGGUACUUGUAGUUCUUUUCGUUUGGAGGUUUUUGCUUGAAUUUUCAUUCUUGAUUUCUUUGUUGUAAUCAUUUUCUUCUAAUUUAUGGAUUUCAAUGUAUUUUGCAUUGUGGGUACAUCCGUUCGAUGGUUAAUAUUUGAAACGAAUUUUUCUUCACUUAAUUUAAAGGAAAAGGGGGAGGGUGUGGGCUGCUGAAAAAGAGGGGGUUUAAUUAAUGGCUGGCGAAAAAGAGGGGGUUCAAUUAAUUUGCUAAGUGGCAUUUUGUGGUUUUAAUAGGCAUAAAUGGAGGUUCAAAAGCAGUUAGUGAAAAAGGGCAAUAUUAAGUCAGAUUAUUAAGUGAAGGGCAGAAGUAACCAUUUCACUACCCACAAGGUCAUUGUUAGACCUUUUUAAUGCUUCCACUAGCUGAGUUGGAAAAUGAGGGCAAGUAUGUGUCAGUUUGUUAAUGGCAAGGGCAAGGUUGAGCCAAAUUUUAAGCAGAGGGCAAAGGUAGACAUUUUCGCAAAUCACAAGGGCAAUCUAUAAAUUGUGUGCUUCGCUUCAAGAAGCAUGCAUGAUACUUCUUGCUUUUCGCUUCAAGCCUCAUGGACCUUGUUACCUUUUUAUGCUUUCGCUUUUAAAAACAUUGGGUCUUCCAUUUUUCAACACCACUUUCUUCCAUCCCAUUUUUCCCUCUUAAGCUCAAGUCUCUCAAUUCCUUCCAACCUCUGUUUAAUUCUUUACUGGUUUGGGCAACAAAGAAGAUGAAGGGGUUGGCAAAGAGAUUUGAUAGGAUCUUUGAGACCGUGAUUGAUCACAGACUGCAAAUGGACACUCAGAAAUGGUGGGAUGGCAAAAUGCCUAUUUGCGUAACUGAACUCACAGCCUUGCUUGUGGUAUAUUUACUAUGUUAUGUCAUAUAGCAUUCUACUAUAUAGGAAAAGUCACUUUCUUUACAUGUGAUGUCGAUUGGUCCCUACAAAGGUGUUUUUCUAAGUGAGCAAGCAAUCUUUCCCUUUCUACAGUUCAAAUCAAUAAUGGUCACAACUGCAUUAUUGUUGAGUAGCCAAGUUUACGUUUGUGUUACAACCAUUCAUACCUUAUCUAAAUGGAUGAA